This is a messenger RNA of Aspergillus campestris IBT 28561, 1011 nucleotides long. Its product is annotated as CPBP family intramembrane glutamic endopeptidase. NCBI's taxonomy places the organism in Eukaryota, Fungi, Ascomycota, Eurotiomycetes, Eurotiales, Aspergillaceae. The record is from RefSeq and is a predicted model, not a curated record. Gene Ontology annotation, biological process: CAAX-box protein processing. Gene Ontology annotation, molecular function: metalloendopeptidase activity. The transcript has 4 exons. Gene Ontology annotation, cellular component: endoplasmic reticulum membrane. The coding region runs from base 1 to 1011 and encodes 336 amino acids.
AUGGCGCCCGUCGGGAUUAUCGCUCGCCUCAAGAGCCUGUACACUAAACCACAGGAUGAGCCUGUCAUUUCAGCGCAGCAAGCCGCGCUGUAUUCGGUAGCCUUGACCUUCCUCUAUGUCGUCCCGUUCUACCUCUUCUCCGCCACGCGGCCGUCGCAAACCCUGAGUCGGGAUGCCCCUUCGGUCAUUCGGGCUCGCACCCGCGCGGUGACGGGGUCUUGCCUGCUCAGCACGGCGGCCGUUCUGUGGCUGUUCACGGCUAAGGGGCAUAUCCCGUCAAACGAGGCCCUCCGGAUUCUGGGAUGGUGGCCUGUGGGCGUCCAGGAGAUCGUGCGCGGUCUAGCCCUAACCGCCAUCCUGUUCAUGGGACCGCUCUUUGAGCGAGGCAUCGUAUACGGCCAAUGGCGGGACUGGGUCCGGGGGCGGGGGGUGUCCGAGUCGCUGCGCGGAUGGAUGGGAUGGCGCAACUUCAUCGCCGGCCCCAUUACCGAAGAGGUUCUCUUCCGAUCAUCCAUCAUCCCACUCCACCUACUAGCCAGAGUCCCACCCAGCCGCAUCAUCAUGAUCACACCGCUGUAUUUCGGCAUCGCCCACGUGCACCAUUUCUACGAAUUCCGCCUCACCCACCCCGACACCUCCGCGUUCGCCGCCCUGCUCCGCUCUGUCAUCCAGUUCGGAUACACGACCGUCUUCGGCUGGUACGCCACCUUCCUGUAUCUGCGGACCGGAUCGCUUCUGGCCGUCAUCGUCGUCCACAGCUUCUGCAACUGGUGCGGGCUCCCCCGGCUAUGGGGGCAGGUGGGCGACGCGGGCGUGCCGUCGGAUUCGCCGCGCCUGUGCAAAGACAAGGACGGGGCGGAGUCGGGUUCUCGGAAGGAGUCUGGCCGGUUACGGAUCGGUUGGACUAUUGCCUAUUAUGUGCUUCUUGUGGCGGGGAUCGUGGGGUUUUACAAGGGGCUGUGGCCGUUGACAGGGUCGCCGCGUGCUUUGGUCUCUUUUACGGCCAUUUAA